Molecule: messenger RNA, 402 nt
Organism: Meloidogyne enterolobii
Lineage: Eukaryota; Metazoa; Nematoda; Chromadorea; Rhabditida; Meloidogynidae
Source: the annotation of a GenBank genome assembly
AUGCAUUAUUUGGAAGAUUUGGUUGAAUUAUUGGGCUUUCUUCCAGCUGAAAUGAAAAAGAAAUGUGCAGAAUUGAGAGAACUUGAUUGUCAAUAUCAAGCAAAAAUGGAAAAAUUGGGUGUUGACUCAGAACAACUAAUUGAAGCGUAUCCUACUUUAACUGCAACUGAAUCUGAAAAGAAGAAUAAAGAAUUGGAACAGCGUUAUAAUGAGGCUCAACUAAUUGCAGAUUCAAAAGUACAUAUAACAGAAUAUUUACAGUCUGUGCUUGAAAAAUAUAACGAAAAAGUUUGUAAAGACUUGACUGAUUUUAAAACAGAAUUGGAAAUUGAAAAUCCUGGAGAAGUUGAGUUAAUUGAAAAAGGUUUUUAUUUUUUGAAAAAUUUUGGGGUAUUUUUAUGA